Coniophora puteana RWD-64-598 SS2 is the source of this 876-nucleotide messenger RNA. RefSeq lists its product as uncharacterized. The record is from RefSeq and is a predicted model, not a curated record. Lineage: Eukaryota; Fungi; Basidiomycota; Agaricomycetes; Boletales; Coniophoraceae. The transcript is spliced from 4 exons. The coding region runs from base 1 to 765 and encodes 254 amino acids.
AUGUUGCAACUCAUUCCUGGCUCGGUUUGCGACGUAUGCGCAGAGGAGUAUGGCCCGCAUCGUCCGCCCCAUUCCAUUCCGUGCGGACAUGUGUUCUGCGCGACCUGCUGCUCCAAGAUAAUAGAGAAAACACUACCAAAACACACACCCGCCUGUCCCUUCUGCAGGGAGCAGUUCACCAGGAAUGAUAUCCGACUCAUCAGGUUCGACUACUCGAACACCAGUUGGCCCACACCACAGGGCAAGCCAGCUAUCAUCGAGGAUAUGGCAGGCCAGUUCCCCGCCACGCGACAAGAGGCUCGCUUCCCCGUCGUCGAGGACUCGUUUUCCUCGAAGCCCUCUUCCUCAAGGCGUACCAAGACUGUCCUAGAGACCAAGGUUGCCAAGGUCGCUGCCAAAAAGUGCUCCGUAGAGGAGGUGCAAACAUUGCUCCAGGAGCUCACUCAGUGGUUGGGUCAUGAUGGGAAGCCGGACGACCAGUUUUCGUCCUUGACACUCAGCGCAGCCCUUUUGCGCGCGAUCCUUAUAAACCACUUUGCCCAUGCCGAGGCUACGAAAUCUGCAAAGAGCCUCGAAGCCACGCUUAAAUCUAAGCUGGACCAAAGCGAGAACACUGUCGUUUCUUUGAAGUCGGAGCUCAGAGAACAGGUACAUCCGUCAUCUUCGCGUGUUUGCAACGAGGCAGCUGACUUUUUGUGUCCUGACGUAGCACUCGCUUUAUACCCAAAAAGUACAAGAAUGCCACGCUCUCCGUGCAGAGCUUAGUCGUCCGAAUGGCAAGUCCUCCUCAUCUUACUCGCCCUCUGGUUACGCUCCUACGCGUCCCACUUCUACUGCACCUAUGGCACGCCCGAGCACGGCGGCCCCGGACCGCCG